AAACAGGCAAGUCUGGGAUAGUUUGAACUGGUGCGAGAGGCGCAGACACAUCUUUCGUCUGCUGAGCCCUGCUGACUGUGUCCUGCUGCCUCUGACGAGUCCUACUCCCACUGAUAGCUGAAUAGUACUGGUAGAAGCAGGAGAACAUUGAGAAGCAUAAAGUUACAUUAUUCAGGAACUGGUACCACUCAAACUUCUGAAUCUUCCACUAUGAACAUGGUUCUUGAGGACUCCAUCACCACUGUGAACAUCACCUAUGUAAUCAAUAGCAAUUCUGUCUUCAGGAAAAAUUAAUAAUAACUGGUCAAGUUUGCCCUUGGAUAGCUCUUGGUCAUGUGAAAUAUUGUCAACCCUUCACUGGAACAAACUGUAAUACUUUAGUCCAGAUUAAGUGUGAGAGCUGCUUUGCUAAGAAGAGUCACGGCUAGACGGUAGCAUUGCCUUAAAACAAUGUCCCACCUCCAGUUUGAGGCCAAACUUAAUGAAGCGCUGAGGAUGGACGGAGAGUUGACAAGAGGUCCGCUUCCUCGGUGGCAGAGGAAGGCACAGGAGCAAGGUGUGCCUUCACUUGUAAUAAGUAGUGAGAAUGCAAAUGCCUCAUCCCUAGGGAAUGUGUCAGAGUUGAAUAGUCCGUGGUCUGCCAAGACUCCCAGUAGCAGCUCCUUCAUUGAAAAAAGCCCUGGUAGGGGAAAAUCCCCAGGAAGAGGUAAAUCGCCUACCCGUGUAAUUCCCAAGCUGACGGUACGAGGACAAGGACAAAAAACACCUGCUCGUAAGACGCCAACGACUCCACGCAACCAGCAAGACAGAUUUAUCCCCAACCGCAGCACAACAGACUUGGAGAGGUCGCACCACCUCUUGGUCACCAGCAUGGAGGCAUCUGGAGGUGAAAGGAACAGCGAGGAUGAUGAGAUGUCACUCCAGCAGAGAGAAUACCAAGAGAAAAUGAGUGAAAACCUGAAUGAUGGCCAGGCACAAGGAACAAGAAUUUUGUCAUUCAAGAGCAAAGCUCCUCAAGCAAAGGAAGGUCACGUGAACAACCUCAAAGUAUUGUAUAGUGCCGGGAAGGUGAACGUACCCAAAGCUUCUUCAACGAGACACAUCCCUAAUGUUCCAGAGAAAGUGUUGGAUGCACCUGAGCUUGUAGAUGACUAUUAUCUGCAUUUGUUGGACUGGAGUGUUAAUAACCACUUGGCCGUAGCUCUCAGUAGCUCCAUCUACAUCUGGAAUGCUGGAGAUGGCUCCAUCACCCCCUUGGCCCAGCUUCAAGACCCCGAUUAUGUCUGCUCGUUGUCCUGGAUCAAGGAAGGUAAUAUUUUAGCUAUGGGCAUAAGUUCCGGGGUAACACAACUGUGGGAUGUUGGUCAACAGAAACUGAUACGCACCAUGGCAGGCCAUAUAAAUCGUGUCACUACACUAUCCUGGAAUUCGUACAUUCUCUCGUCGGGUUCAAGGUCAGGACAGAUUUUCCAUCAUGAUGUUCGUAUUGCUGAUCACCAUGUGGCAACACUGAGUGGCCACACACAGGAAGUUUGUGGUUUGAAGUGGUCUCCUGAUGGCCGCCUUUUGAGUUCUGGCGGCAAUGACAACCAAGUUAACGUCUGGGAGCACGGCGCCACUACACCCCUCUUUACCUUCACAGAGCAUCAAGCUGCCAUUAAAGCAAUAGCGUGGUGCCCCUGGCAAAAUAACCUGCUGGCUACAGGGGGCGGGACGGCUGACAGGACCAUCCGACUGUGGAACUGUACCACCGGCAUGUGUAUCAAGGAUGUUCACACUAACUCUCAAGUUUCUUCUAUAUUGUGGUCAUCGCACUACAAGGAGCUAAUAUCUGGACACGGCUUCUCCAACAAUCAGCUGACCCUCUGGAAGUAUCCAAGCAUGGCCAAGUUGGCAGAUCUCACAGGUCACACUGGUCGAGUACUGGAGCUGUGUUUGUCACCAGAUGGGCAGAUGGUGGUCAGUGCAGCAGCUGACGAGACGAUCCGUAUGUGGAAGUGUUGGGGAGUCGACAAAAAAGACAAGAAGCAGGCAGAGUCCAGCAAAAAUCAUCCUAUAUCAAUGUUGGCCCGCACUAUUCGUUAAGAAGUAUACUGGUUCCAGUAAAGGUUAUCCUGUAUCACUACUGGCAUGCACUGUACAUUAAACUAACUAUACCUGGCUAAAUGAGCAGGUUGUGUUCUAGCCAAUCAGAUCUGAUUUUUUCACCAUUUGCGAACAUUUCUUCUUUCUCGAGAUAACAUUGUGCAGCUAGUUUUGUAAUUUGGUUUUAUGAUAGUGUCCAUAUUUUUAUGUAAACUUUGUAAAAAUUCAUUGGGAGCUCUUGGGUAUUUGUCUACAAAGUUUGUAUUAUUUUAACACAAAUAAUUGGCCAAUGCCUUUGCUAGUGAUGCACUGAUAUUUUAAUGAGGAAAUUUAUUUUUUGAUGAAAUACAAAAAAAAAGAUCUGGUCAGAAAUGUGCUCUGUGCGUGUAUGCAUGCAUGCAUGUGUGUGUGUGUGUGUGUGUGUGUUUUGUCCAAGUGCACUCAAUUGGCAAAAACUGUUUCCAGGCAUGUCAUCAAUUGUUUAAAUCCAGUAAAUAUGUUUUUUGUCCACUCCAGAAGAUAGGUGUAUUAACCAUAGUAAAGCAUAUAAAUUCCUACAGUAUCAUCUUGUCUAUAUAUAUUACAGGAUAAUGUUUUCACAUGCUACACAAUAAAGCAACUAAAUAUAAGACUAAUAAUCAAGUUGCAUCUGUUGAAAUGACCACCAUAGGAUAGUAAAAAAAAAAAGACAAACCAUUACAUUUAAUUCUUUACUUUAGCUAUGCCCACAAAACGGUGCCAUCUGGCAGUCAUUAUCUAAAAACUUGUGCUGUGUGCCAGCUGGCAAUCUGUUCCACAUCCUCAAUCUCCACAUUGGCCUUCAUAAUGCUUGUUCACAAUGUUUUUUUUGUGCUUCUCAUCUGUUGUGCUACUUCUCUCUUCUUUCUCUCCAUUGUCAUAAUUUGCCAUAAGUCAUCCGUCUCUGGAGACCACCUUGUUCCUUGGUGUAGUCUGUGGUGAGAAUGUGGGGACUGCUCAACAAAAGUUGACCCCAAUAAAAUGUUGGGGGGUCAACUUUUGGCCAAUAAAAUGUGGGAAACGGUAUUUUAAUUUAUAAUGUAGGUACUGUAUAAUAAUACAUAGAAAAUUAGUUGCAGUAUGUAACGACUCCUCUUCAUUAAGCUGUCGACCUCUGAAGAUAUUUGUUUUUUCUUGUCAAUUUGUUUUUUCAUGUUCAUCAGACAGCUGGACUAAAGGAACGUGGUCCAGAUACUUUCACCCGUUUUUAGAGGGAGGACAUUUGAAAACAGCAAUGGAAAGCUUGUCUUUGUCCUUAAUUAAUUCACAUUACAUUAUAAUAGCAUACCUAUCAUAGAUACAAUUCUCUUUUGGGUCAGCACACGUUGUUUGAGACUUACGUUGCUCCUAUAUCUUGUUCUAAGUAAAUAUAUGCUUCACUCUGUGGUUGGCUAGGGUGUGUGAUGCCUUUUCUUGUGUUCCUUGACCAUUGCUGGAAGGAGAAAAUUUUAGAUUGAUUUGACAAGCAGUGAAGCAAUGGGAAAGUUGACAAUAUUGCCUGGUUGGUAACCUUGACUCUGACCUCUCACACCGUCUACCCUGAUGGGUGUGAGAACUUUAAAUUAAUACCAAAGCUAUUUAAAUACCUUUUGCUAUAAUUUUUAGGACCUUACAAAUAAUAGGGGGGUUGCUGUGGACAUUGGCAUCAGCCCAACCCAAGUUGAGCUGUUUUAUAUAACUAUUGUAAAGCUCCUUGGACAAUACACACACACUCACACACUUUAUGGCGAGUCCUUCAACUAUUUGUUCAUCCUUAAUAACCUUAUUCAUAUAGUGGCAUCUGGAACAAGAUAUGAUUGCCUGGAACUUGUUGAAAAUUAAAGGAGGCUGCAUUCCACACUUCCAAUUACCUACACUGAAGAAAAUUUCCCUUCUAAGCCUUGCCACUGAAAUUCACUACUGUAGACCGUUUCCCGAGCUUGAUGAUAGCCAAGUUUGAAUGUUCUACUUGGACUGUUGGCCACGCGCAGUAACUUCCGCGUGGUGAUUUUGUCCACCUUCACUGGUUAUUUGAAAGUGCCAAGCUAUUCUAAAGCCCUACACUGAAGACUUCAAUGUGCACACAGUCUAGGGGAGACCACCAAAGUAUGCCCCAGUAUCCAGUUUGGAAGCCCAAGGUUAAUUGACCUGCCUUGAAUAUUCCAAUUUAAUUAUAAACAUAGUGUGCAAACACUUAACCCAUUUGAUUUUUCAUUGCAUUAGUACCAGUAGGAAUUUAUAGGUUUCCCCAGUAACAAUAUUGGUAAUUUGCCCUUGGUAGAUAAUACCUUAAACUCUCGGCCAGUACUCUUAAAGCACGAGAUUUCAUUCGGGUAUGCUGAUUAAUAUUUUUAGUUCAGUGGACCAGCAAGUUUUCAACAGAGAAUGUGUUUUACAUCAUUAUCCUCACUAGAAGGACCAAAAGUAUAGAAUUUGUCCUUCAUUUCUGAAAGGUAAGUAUUGUAUUUAGCUUGGUUUUUGUUAACUGAAAUUGUGCACAAUCCCACACAGUCGCACCUGACGUGACAUUCUCAGUACCAGUGUCUAUAUCCUUGUUCCUUCGUGCAACUUGCUUAGACAUUUGAGGGGGAAGGGGUAGUUUUGUAAAGUCUCUUUCAGAUAGAUGUGACAGUCACUAUAAAUGACUAUCCCAGACGUCUUGUAUCUUCAAACACUAGACUGUAGAGCAUCUGAAGUGUAGGCCAAACAAGUCUACCUGCUAGUUGGAGUAUCAUGGGAGCCAUCACUGGUGGCCUGUAACAAGAAAGGUACUGGGGUUGGUCUUGGUAAAUAUAAAAAAAAAAAAAAAAAAAAAAAAAUGUGCAAACCAAGUUGAAGUGGAGUUUAUAUGUAUGUAUCAGCAUUGUUGAAUUUGUGUUGGUAUAACAGAGAUCAGAGCCACAGUGGGAAGUUGAAUUGGCAGUUGUUAAAGAACUCGUUUGGUAUUUCUAUAAAGCAAAAUUUCAUAGUCAUAAAUAUAAAGAAUAAAAUCAGUAAUGCAACUUAAAAAUUUGCAAUCGAUUGGUUUGUAAUGCUGGUAUGUUUUCAUUUGCUGUGAUUGAAAAUUUUCUUCUUGUUUCUUGGUUGUUCGGUAGAAUAGAGUGGUGAUUGCUUCCUUAAGAAUAAACUGACAGCAUAGACUUGUUUUUUCCAGGUUCUCAGAUGCUCCACAAUCUAAUGUUUGAAAAUAUAUACAAAAUCUAGAGAAGUUGCUUAUAGUGGCAGUCUCCUAAAAUAUCUGAGGAAGAGAACCAGCCCCCUCAAAUGUCGUAAAGAUGCACAAGCAAACUAUGACGUAGUAAGGGAGCUAGAUUGAUAGACUGGGUAGAAAACGAGAGCCUUGUCAUACAACUUAUAUUUCCAUAUAUCUUAAGAGAGCAAUGUACAGUACAUGUAUAUACAUACUAAUAAUAAGAUAUAGAUGAAACAGUCCAUUUAUUUUAUGUUGGUACAUAAUUAUGAAUGGUUGAUUGUGUCGUGAGACUUCAUGAGCAGUAGAAAAUUAAAGAGCAGCCAGAUCUUGACUUGAUUUAUAAAUGCUCAUAUUUUUUAUGAAUGUACAUUUUGCACAGAUGAUUACAAAACUUGAUAUAUUUAGUGUUUUAAACCUUUAAUGUAUUUUUUUUAUUGAAUAAAAUUUUUAUAAAACA
Procambarus clarkii (red swamp crayfish) is the source of this 5732-nucleotide messenger RNA. RefSeq names its product cell division cycle 20 protein fzy (gene fzy). NCBI's taxonomy places the organism in Eukaryota, Metazoa, Arthropoda, Malacostraca, Decapoda, Cambaridae. Gene Ontology annotation, cellular component: anaphase-promoting complex. Gene Ontology annotation, molecular function: anaphase-promoting complex binding; ubiquitin ligase activator activity; protein binding. Gene Ontology annotation, biological process: positive regulation of anaphase-promoting complex-dependent catabolic process; positive regulation of ubiquitin protein ligase activity; anaphase-promoting complex-dependent catabolic process. The record is from RefSeq and is a predicted model, not a curated record.